CAACUGCAAACCAGCCAUGUCCGAGAUCGUCGAAGUUCCAGAUUCUCCGCCAAGAUCUCCGGAAGUCGAGUGCCCAUUCAGUGAGGAAGGUUCCUCCGAAAAGUCGAUGGAGACUAGAAAGCGGGUCGCUGAAGAGGCUGAGGGGAAAGAAGGCGACGAUGAUGUUAUCGAAGUUCCACCACCAAAGAAGGUGAAGCCAUCCUUUGAAGAAGUUCAUCAGCUCAUUGAAGACGACACGUACGACGAGGAAGAGCUCAAGAAAGCCAAUGGAGGAUCCGUUGUUGAGGAAAAGGGUUCCACUGAAGUUGAAGCUCAAGAUGAGCAAGUUGCCGAGAGUGAGGAGCAACCAAAUGAGCCGGAAGAAGAAGAAGAAGAGGCUGAUGAGGAAGAAAAUGACGAGGAGUAGAUUUUAAAUUGUCUAAAGAUUCUCUUUAUAAUUAUAAUCAAAUACCACUAGAUCUUUCCAUUUAUUCUCAAGAUCUCAUCUAUCAUCAUAUUAGCGUAUGAAUCGUAAAAUCUCAAAAAAUGUUUGUUUGUUUUUUCUGGACCUUUUUUUUUAGCUCAAGCUCAAGCAAAAAGCUCAGUUUGCUCGCUUUUUGUUUAUUAUUUUCAAAUAGCUCACAGUUUUCAACGUCUCGCAAACAGUUCUUUUUUUAUUCUAAACCAUUUUUCCCUCAUUUUUACACUUCAAAUGUCGAUUUCUAUAGCUUUUUUGGUUGUUCUGGAGUUAAAAUUUAAAUAAACUAGAUAUUGGCUAA
This is a messenger RNA of Caenorhabditis elegans, 758 nucleotides long. RefSeq names its product Glutamic acid-rich protein-like (gene C35E7.11). The record is from RefSeq and is marked reviewed. The coding region runs from base 17 to 406 and encodes 129 amino acids. The transcript is spliced from 3 exons. Lineage: Eukaryota; Metazoa; Nematoda; Chromadorea; Rhabditida; Rhabditidae.